AGUUACCUACCACACUUCCUGUCAGGACUGAGCCACCAACCAUUUGCGUUUCGGUUAUUUUUCAAGACGUUUUCUUCCAGAACACAACACGUCAGGAAUGCGGGGUCGAUACAAUGGAACCUUCUAUCGCGUCCGAACCCAGCAGUCCUGAAGAGCUUAACAAAGCUCGUUUUUUUGAUCUCACCGUUGACCAGUGUGACUUGUCCAUUCUCGUACCGGAGACCCCAAGCUCGCAGCUCCCCAAGCGCAGGAGGAGAUGUACACGACAUGAAGAGGAAGCAUUUAGCCCGGUAACGACGCGGCGCUCAGUGGACCGAGCAGAACGUUCCGAUGGGCCGUCCAAGCGCAGGAGGCUAUCUAAGGCGAAGUCGGGGCGGAACUUUGGCUUUGUGCCCGCCUCCUCUUUGGGUCUAUUUCCUGCGGGCAGCUGGUUUGACGCUUCGUCCAGUUCCUCGUCUUCGUCCUCGUCGCCCUCUUCAUUCCUCACGUUAGAACAGGAUGAAGAGGCGGGGCUGAUGGUGGCAACGGCGACAAUGCGGCCUUCGAGUGGUCGCGACUCGUUGUCCUUCCUGACGGCAGAGGAGAGGAGGUGGCUGAGCGGCGAGCAGGCCGACGCCAGAACACUGGAGGCGUUGCCGGAAGUGGUCAUCAGUGAUGAUGAGGACAUGCCGAUCCGCAUGGCGCAGAUGGAAGAAGAUGAAGUGUUUGCCCGAAGCCUGCAGGCACAGUAUGACCAAGAGGAGGCGGAGUCACAUCAUCACUACCAUCAGAUGCAGCAUCACAUGCACGCCGACGCCACCUGGACGCCACAUCUGCUGGCGGCAGCCAUGUCCCCGCUAGCCAACCUGGGACAAGGUGGUGUCCGUCGCCAGCCCAGACGGGGGCGGGGCCGAAGGAGGGACACGCCACCUCUGUCAGACGACCCCACGGCGAAUGACUACGAGGCCCUGCUGGAAUUUGAAGAGCGCCAAGGCGCCGUCGUGUCCAAGAAGAUGACCCGCUCCGAGAUCCAGAGGUUCCCUGUCAAGUCCUUCCAGAGCGGAGGCGGGAACACACAGUGCCAGAUCUGCUUCUGCGACUACGACCAGGGCGACAAACUGAGGAUGCUGCCUUGUUUCCACGACUACCACGUUCCCUGUAUCGACCGAUGGCUCAAGGACAACACCACCUGCCCCAUUUGCAGGGUCAACCUGGCUGACGACGACAUCGUGCACCAAUAAUACCUGACCACCUUUUGUUGUUAGUUAGUGACUUGUCACUCUUGUUUUAAUAAAAUAAGAAUAAAAAAAAACAACUAUUUCCAUCAGCUUCUUGGUAAGCCGUCAUCAUUUCACUAAACUUGAUGAGCAGCCCACGUGGUUGUCUCACGGCUGAUGAUCACAUGACAAACAUAAUGGAACUGCUUCUUUUAUUUCAUGAAACAAACUGGUUGUUUUUGUGUCAUGACUCAUCACGGUUAUCUAUCAAAGUUUCCAGUCUUUCCACAGGUGUAUGCUGGGACUUAGAUGGUCCUCGUGCACCGGGUCAGCUUGUUGUCAUGGCGAUCGGCCCAUUAGAAGUUGGUCUUGAGACGGCGGUUCUCCUCCUUCAGGCGCUCAAUCUCCACCACAAGGGACUCGUUAAGCGAGUACUUCUCAAUGAGGCCGUGGAUCUCAUUCUGCAAAACGUUGACGAUAUCUUGGUGACAUGCGUCUCUGCGCAGAAAGAGAGAGAGGUGGCACAUUGUGUAUGAAGCGCGACAAUGUCAAAGUUCAAUGGCUGACCUGAAGUCCUCCAGAGUGUCAUGGAUCAUGCGCUGGAUGAAGUGGAUCUGCAGGGAAGUGAGGGGUGCGGCUCCACCCUGCGCCGCCACCUGAGCAAUGUCGGCCGUAAGCGCUGCUGCCGUGGACAAACCUAAACACAGUAAAACACCUGUCAUGGCUGCUGACUAAGCCCCGCCUACUGACGAUCCUUACCCGCAGUCGGGUUGGGGGGAGCUCUGUGGAAAGGCGAAUCAUAGUCCAGUUGCGUUUGAACACUGUUGGCUCUGCUGAGGCCAGGCUCUGGGGUGAAGAAGGGAGCGGCUGACUGGCAAAGAUUUGGCUGCUGGGAUGAGAUGGGCGGGGUCUGAUUCUCCCCCUCCAGACUGGAGCUGCUGGUUUUGUCAGUCUGGCAGCAAAAAACCUUUGUUAAGAUCUCACUCUUAGUAAAUCUAGGUCAAAGGUCACAACCUUUCUGGGGUCACACACUUUGGCAGGCUCCUCUUUGAUGGUGGGUGUCUGGCAGACGGACAGCGGGCUGUAGCACCGACCGGCUGAGGCCAACAACGGCGUCUUACGGAGCGAGCCGGAACCUGAGUCUGAAACACAACCUGUCCUGUUUACCUGAUGUUGACCCCCUUAUCAUUGCAAAUAUUCAGAUAACACUACAAUUAAUUUGUGCUAUGUUUGUGCAGUAAACAUUUUCACUGGUGCCAUUACGGUUUUUAAGUUACUCAAAAAUACAUUUUCUGACAAGUAACAUCAUCCUGCCCCCCCACCAUGUCCCAUUCAUUUGUGCUGCAAAAUGUUUUGUCAAACUCAGCGAUUCUCAAACUCUAGUGGUAUGUCAAAUAAUCAAACUCUGUUCAAACUGUGUGGAAUGUUAGCAGCCAAAAAUAUGAAAUAUACUUGUUAAAUAAAACCUCUGCCUUGGUUUUAAUAAAUAUUUAG
Entelurus aequoreus (snake pipefish) is the source of this 2690-nucleotide messenger RNA. RefSeq lists its product as uncharacterized. The transcript is spliced from 12 exons. Bases 114 to 1220 code for a protein of 368 amino acids. NCBI's taxonomy places the organism in Eukaryota, Metazoa, Chordata, Actinopteri, Syngnathiformes, Syngnathidae. The record is from RefSeq and is a predicted model, not a curated record.